Molecule: messenger RNA, 2165 nt
Organism: Sebastes umbrosus (honeycomb rockfish)
Lineage: Eukaryota; Metazoa; Chordata; Actinopteri; Perciformes; Sebastidae
Gene: lpcat4
Product: lysophosphatidylcholine acyltransferase 4
Exons: 13
Coding region: 483-2015 (510 amino acids)
Biological process (GO): phosphatidylcholine acyl-chain remodeling
Cellular component (GO): endoplasmic reticulum
Molecular function (GO): 1-acylglycerophosphocholine O-acyltransferase activity; calcium ion binding
Source: RefSeq, a predicted model, not a curated record
GGCCGGGUCUGUGAAGAGCUGUGUGAAGGGGGCGGGUUCAGGUGAGGAGGAGAGAGUAUACAAGAAAGAAAGGAUGGGCAGUUUCUUCUUCACGGUGUUUGUGUCGCCAUGUGGAGGAUUUAAACUAGAAAAGUUUUAAAGUUUAAAGUUUGUUUUUAAGCUAGUUUAGUUAUCGUCGUGUGUUUGUUUUGUACUCUAACGGUUAUUGACGGUCACUAACGGUUGGUUUUAGUUUACCCAACGUUCUAUUUUUAAAUCUGGACUACGCAGCGCGAGACCCUUUAACGGUUUUUCAAAAAACAAGUGAGCCGUUGUCGACAUACAAGAAUUAUUCUGCGAUUUUUUUUUUUUUUUUUAUUAUUUAAAAAGCGUUUCCUCAAAGAAUAAGUGAGUUUAAACACUUUUGUUUUCUUUUUAUUUUAAAGUAUUUAUUAGUUGAACUUGUCAGUCAGGUUUGACUCGACCCCUCCAGUCCCGUCGCCAUGGAGAGACACGACUGUCACCCAGCAACGCCAGAGUAUCCACAUCCGUUCAUUCACCAUGUGAAGCUGACCAGACCACAGAGGAUCAGGGGCAUCAUCCUGGGCAUCAUCCUCUUCCCCAUUCGCGUCCCCCUGUCGGCUCUCUGCUUCCUCAUCAUGUGGCCUAUUGCCCGGCUACGAUGGGCCGGCCUGUCCGAGGAGGAACGCUCUCGCCCCGUCAAGGGCUGGAGGCGCUGGUUCCUCCACCCGAUCGUCUUGUGGCUGAGCCGGGCUGCCUUCUGGUUCCUGGGCUUCCUGUGGGUGAAGGUCAAAGGUCGCAGGGCGGACCUGAAGGAGGCGCCGGUGCUGGUGUUGGCGCCUCACAGCGGCUAUCUAGACAUGGUGGCUCUGCCGAUAACCCAGCUGGCAACGGUGGUGUCGCGGUCGGAGAACUGCAGCCUGCCGGUCAUAGGAGCUCUGCUGGAGUUCAACGAGUCUGUGUUGGUGAGCAGAAAGGAUCCAGAGUCGAGGAAGAAGGCGGUCGCGCAGCUCACAGAGAGGCUGACCUCCAACGGCUACUGGCCUCAGAUGCUGAUGUUUCCUGAGGGAACCACAACUAACGGCUGCGGUCUCAUCAAAUUCAAACCUGGUGCUUUCCUCGCUGGAGUCCCGGUCCAACCUGUUCUGUUGCGUUACCCCAACAAGCUGGAUACUGUUCGCUGGACAUACAAAGGAACAACCUGGGUUGAGGCCCUGUGGCACACAACUUCUCAGUUCUACACCAACUGUACUAUUGAGUUCAUGCCAGUUUACAAGCCCUCCCAGGAGGAGAAGAAUGACCCCAACCUGUACGCAGACAAUGUUCAGAAACUCAUGGCCAAGGCCCUCGGAAUCCCAGCUACAGAUUAUGUGAUGGAGGGCGGAGUUCCUGUCACUAAGCUGGCUGGUCUCUCUCUCCCAGUGGAGUCGCCUGCCAGGGAAACACUCUCGCUGUUGUAUGGAAACGGUCUGGAGGCGAAGGAAGUGGAAGCAGCACUGGACAGAAUGAUUGACAGGUGUCAGUCAGGAGCUCAGGGGUCAAAGGCCGACGCAGAGGAGCUCGCCUCCAUCCUCGGGCUGACGGAGAGAGAGACAGCCGUCAACAUCUGUGGCCUCUACUCCAAGGAUGAAAUUGUGGACCUGAGGCAGAUCUAUUUCACUGUGGCCGCUCUGUCAGGAUUCGUCAGCUUCAAGUCACUACUUCACACUGCUUUUACUCUGUUUGACAGAGAGGGCAGAGGCAGUCUGAGUGCAGAGGAGCUGUCAGACCUCAUGGGGGCACUGCUGGGUUUUGCUCAGCGCCACACUGCUGAGCUUUACACUCAGGCCUCCAGUCAAGGCCAGCUUACUGAAGAAAAUCUGCUGCGAGUGCUGACGACCCACCCGACCUAUCAGAGAGUGGUGAACGAGUACAUGCAGCCCGGCUCCCAGCUGACCAAUGGGAGGGCUGUGAACAACAACGGAAACAUGCACAACGGCAACAGAUCCUUCCACCUCAACAAAAAGUUUGAAUAAGCAUCCUUGAGUACAGCAACGGGACGUAUUGAAUCAGAAUAAUCGUCGACAAAGGAUUGUAUUUUUUAAGUUUGGUCAGUGAGUGUGUGUGUGUCUGGAUGUAUUUUUAAAACUAUAUUAAUGUAAAGUCAACUAUGCCAAAAUUACAUA